Messenger RNA from Penicillium riverlandense, 891 nucleotides. Its product is annotated as Frag1/DRAM/Sfk1 family protein. The record is from RefSeq and is a predicted model, not a curated record. Gene Ontology annotation, cellular component: plasma membrane. The transcript is spliced from 4 exons. Bases 1 to 891 code for a protein of 296 amino acids. Lineage: Eukaryota; Fungi; Ascomycota; Eurotiomycetes; Eurotiales; Aspergillaceae.
AUGUGGGUUAUCUCGUUCUGGAUCUUCCCGGUCAUGUCGGCCUGCAUGUGGGUUGCCAUGUUGAUAGCCAUGCUUGCUACCUGGGCUAGGGAAGGCAAGCCGCAUUACAGUUCUAUGGAGCAAGGACAGACGAUUGCGUAUGCCCUUCCCUCUCCUAUUGGAGGAGACUCAAUCAAAGCUAACGGAACGAUUAGAUACAUUUCGGAUAUAGGUGCGGAGGGACUAAAGCCACUGUUUAUUGCUGGAAGCACGGUCACCGUGGUGUUUCUGGACCUGUCGUUCCUUGCGGAGCGUUGGCUUCGACAUGUCGGCCAACUGGUUCCUAACAAGGGCAUCUUCGACAAGACUUGCGCUGCUCUCUCCCUCUUCUUUGCCCUUGCCGGCGCGCUGGGUCUGAUUCUGCUAUCGAUCUUUGAUACCGUCCACCACCCGCAUCUGCAUGAUGGCUUCCUGAUUAUGUUCAUCGGUGGAUACCUCAUCAGCGCCGUCUUGAUUUGCGCCGAGUACCUGCGCCUCGGCAUCUUCUACCGCUCGCAGCACAAGGUCCUGAUGGCGAGUUUCGUGAUCAAACUUGCCUUUGUGAUUAUCGAGCUUGCCCUCGCUAUCGCGUUUGGGCUGCUCAUGCGCAGCAGCGACCAGUCGAAGAAGAACCCUGCCGCGAUCCUCGAAUGGGUGAUUGCCUUUGUCUUCACCGGCUACAUCCUCUCCUUCGUUCUCGACCUGCUCCCCUCCGUGCGCACCCGCAGACAUCUACCGCAGGGUGAAAAGCGUCUGGAAAUGGCGCACGAGGCCCCCAACGCACGCCACGGAGGCAUGUCUCUUGAUGAGCCGCUGACCACGGACUCGACGGGCCCGAACCCGACCAAUGCCUACCGGGGCGCCCACUUUUAA